GGGAGCUGCUGUAAUUGUGCGCAUAGAGUUAUUCACUUCAUUUUAAGCGAUUAAUUACUUACGUUCGUGUUUUUAUGGACGCACACUUGGAAGCGCCGCCCUCGGUGCGUCUCACCAACGAUGACUUCCGCAAGCUGCUCGCAACGCCCCGUGCUCCGCCUCCUAGUGGCAGCUCCACUAGCAGUGCGACCAGUGGAGGAUCUUUGGCCACAGCCCAGUUCGCGACGCCUGCUGCCGUUGGUGAGAAAAAGAAAAGUCAGGGUAGUAGCGAGCGAAAUGAUUUGCGACGCAAGAAGAAGAACUUCUAUGCUGCACUCAAGAAACAGGAGGAUGUAAAGCUGCAGGAGCUGUCGGAGAAGUACAGAGAUCGUGCACGGGAGCGCCGCGAUGGUGCCAAUCCGGAUUACCAAAAUGUGAGCACGCCCGGCCAUGGCAGCAGCACCAACGCCUAUCGUGCGGUGGCGCCGGACAUGAAAUCUGGAAUCGAUGCCGCUGAGCGCCGUCGCCGCAUUAUCCAGGAGUCCAAAUUCUUGGGCGGUGACAUGGAGCACACUCACUUGGUGAAGGGUCUGGAUUAUGCACUGUUGCAGAAAGUACGCUCAGAGCUGACGUCAAAGGAGGCAGAGGAGGAGGAAAUUGCGGCGGCAGUGGCACGCGAGAAAUUGGCUGAAGCAGCCGCUGCUGCUGAGCAAUUGGAGGCGGAACGACGGGAGGCCGAGGACAUUAAUGCCAUCAACAGUCCGUUGGCGCGCAACAUCUAUAAUCUUGUACAGGCUCGAAGGUCCAAGGAGGUGCCACGCAACGAGCUCUUCGCACCUGGUCGAAUGGCCUAUGUCAUUGAUUUGGAUGAUGAAAUGGGCGAAACCGAUAUACCCACAACACUGAAGCGCUCCAAGUUCGAAGUGCCAGUGGCGCAAGAAGAUAUUGCCACACUGACCACCAAUGAUAUUGUAAUUAACAAAUUAUCACAGAUUCUUAGCUAUCUGCGUGCCGGUGGACGCAACAAGAAGAACAAGAAGCGUGACAAGGAUAAGCCGCUCUUCUAUGAAAAGGAAAUGGACCAAGUGCGUAGUUCAACGAACUCCAGCAGCGGUGGAGCUGGUAAUGCCCCCAAAAACAGCAAAUCAGCACCUGUAGGCGAUAGCAUAUACGAUGAUGUGGGCGACUACCAGCCCACCACAACUCGCAGCGACCGGCAUCCUCGUGGCGCCGGAGUCGACAAAACCAAGACAACAGCUCAGUCCUAUUUCGGCGACGCGGCGCCGGAGGCAGUGGAACCUGUCAUAACCAGCAUACCGGCACCACCAAAAAUAUCCAAGGCCAUGGCCGCACGUUUUGCCAACGAGCCCGAAGGCUAUGCCGAAUGUUAUCCUGGCCUCGAGGAAAUGAACGACGCCAUCGAUGACUCCGAUGAUGAGGUGGACUACACAAAAAUGGAUCUGGGGAACAAGAAAGGACCGAUCGGACGUUGGGAUUUCGAUACACAGGAGGAAUAUUCCGAUUACAUGAGCACGAAGGAAGCUCUGCCCAAGGCGGCCUUUCAGUAUGGCGUCAAAAUGCAAGAUGGCCGCAAAACGCGCAAAAAUAAAACGGAUAAGAGCGAAAAGGCCGAGCUCGAUCGUGAGUGGCAGAAGAUACAGACCAUCAUACAAAAGCGCAAAUUACCCAAAGAUGGAGGUUCUGGUGGCGGAGGUGGCGGCGAUGAGCCAGAUUACAAGUCUGCUAAAUACUAGAUGGUCCGGGGAAUGUCAAGAAUUGAACGGAAGCAACAUAUUUUUAAACUUUAUGCUCUAUUUAUUAAUAAUUUUGUAAAACAUUAAAUAUAAUUGUAUAGUUCUUAA
Molecule: messenger RNA, 1841 nt
Organism: Scaptodrosophila lebanonensis
Lineage: Eukaryota; Metazoa; Arthropoda; Insecta; Diptera; Drosophilidae
Gene: beag
Product: protein Red
Exons: 2
Coding region: 75-1733 (552 amino acids)
Biological process (GO): mRNA splicing, via spliceosome
Cellular component (GO): nucleus
Source: RefSeq, a predicted model, not a curated record